AUGGACUUCCUCAAGUCUGCGGUCGCCUCCGCCAUCUCAAAGGGCCCCGCGUUUGGCUAUUCUUUCGGCGACAGAGUCGACAUCGAUCAGUCAAUAUGGGCUCUCCAUAAUGGCACGAAGCGAGAUGACGGCUCCAAAUGCAGCAUCUUCUCCUUCGACAUUGCCUCGAACAGGUCGCGCUUGCCUCUUGCGAAGAACGCGCUGCGGAAACUGCGCACCAUGAGGCAUCCCGGCGUUAUAAAGGUACUGGACACGGUGGAGACGGAGACAUAUAUCUACAUCGCAACGGAACGCCUCGUUCCACUCAGCUGGCACACGCGCCGCGGAGCGCUUGCCCAGGAGACGAUCAAAUGGGGCCUGCAUAACGUUGCCAAAACACUCAAGUUCCUGAAUGGAGAAGCUAGCUCGGUACAUGGUUGCGUCCGCGUCUCGUCCAUCUUUACGGGCGAGAGCGGCGAGUGGAAGCUUGGCGGCUUCGACGUUCUGAGCUCUAUGAAGGAGGAUGACGCUGUCAUCUACAGCUUUGGGGGUCUGGUGCCUGACGCGAACCGCUACGCGCCACCGGAAAUCUCCAAGGGAGGCUGGGACGUGAUUAAGGGCAACCCCAUUACCGCCAUAGAUGCAUAUGGAUUUGGCACCGUCGUGUUCGAAACCUUCAAUGGCAGCUUCCAAGGAACAGAUCAGCUGGGCCAGAUCAAGAGCAUCCCACCUACGAUGCAGCAAAGCUACAGGCGCCUGAUCAACCCAAGCCCCAAGGCUCGAUCGAGCGUUGGUCAGUUCCUAGAUCAAGGUCAGCGUGCGGGGGGCUUCUUCCAGACGCCCUUGAUCUCCUUGACGGAAGGCAUUGAAAACCUUGGUUUGAAGGGCGAGGUUGAGAGGGACGAAUUGCUCAGCCAGCUCGAAGAUGUAUCGGACGACUUUCCCGAGGAGUUCUUCAAAAUGAAAGUUCUCCCGGAACUGCUGAAAUCGGUCGAGUUUGGCGGUGGUGGACCCAAGGUCUUUGGUCUAGUCAUGAAGAUUGCCUCGAAGCUGGCCGAUGAAGAAUAUGACGCUCAAAUUACUCCUGUCAUUGUCAGGCUCUUCCAGAGCCCAGACCGAGCAAUACGCGUCUGCCUUCUUGACAACCUUCCGCUGAUGAUCGACCAUUUGUCCAACAAGAUCGUCAAUGAUAAAAUCUUCCCCCAGAUGGUCACCGGCUUCUCCGACACCGCACCAGUGCUUCGUGAGCAGACGGUCAAGGCAGUCCUCACGGUGACACCUAAACUAUCUGACCGGAUCGUUAAUGGAGAACUCCUGAGACAUCUCGCCAAAACGGCCAACGAUGAGCAACCAGGAAUUAGAACCAACACCACUAUUUGCUUGGGAAAGAUUGCUAGGAAUCUUGGAGCAAGCUCCCGCACAAAGGUCCUAACUGCUGCUUUUGGCCGCGCUCUACGGGAUCCGUUCGUCCAUGCAAGAAACGCUGCCCUCCUGGCAUUGGCCGCGACAGUUGAUCUUUACACUGAAGAAGACUGCGCAACGAAACUCCUGCCAGGCAUCUGCCCUUCACUGGUUGACAAAGAAAAACUCAUUCGUGACCAAGCCAACAAAACCAUGGACAUCUACGUCGCCCGCGUCCGCAAGCACCAAACCACCAUGCCCGACACCGUCCUACCCCCGACCUCCUCCGCCGCCGCCUCCACCGGUGGCGCCGCCAUCCCGCGCAUGUCGACCCCGCAACAGGACAACUCCUGGGCCGGCUGGGCCAUCUCGUCCUUCACGAACAAACUCACCGCCGCAACCGGCGACAUCCAGGCCACCGCCAACGGCGGCGGCGGCCUCAAACCCGACGCGCCGCGCUCCUCCUCCACCCCACCGACCACAACCCCCACCACCACCACCCGCCCCACCUCCUCGACCGGCACCGCCUCCACCCUCCACCGCCAAACCCUCAACAAAUCCCACCCAGCAAACGCCCCUCCCUCCUCCUCCACCGAAGCCGAGCCCGAAGACUUCGGCGCCGCCUGGGGCGACGACUUCAACGACCCCCACGACCAAGAAAUCGAAGCCGACGACGACGCCGCCGACGGCUGGGGCGCCACGGCCUUUGACGACAACGACGACGACGCCCACGACCCCUUCUCCGCCCCCGCCCCGACAACAACGAAAAAAGACCCAACCGUCCCCUUCGACGACAACGGCGAGCCCGACUUCGCCGGCUGGCUCACCGCGCAAACAAAAGCGAAGCAAGCGGGCAAAAAGCCGCUGCCCAAGGGAUUGGCUGGUUCCAGUAGUAGUAACAGACCGAGUGCUGCGCCGAGGGCGAGCUCGGCGCCUGGGGGUGGUGGUGCGAAGAAGUCGGUUGUGACGGGGCAGGUGAGGAAGACGACGGGGAUGGCGGCGGCGGCGGCGACGGCGAAGGCGGAAGAGGAGAAGAAGAAGAGGAAGAAAGAGGAGGAGGAGGCGGCGCGGAAGAAGAAGGCGGCGGAGGAAGAGGAGAUGGAGGAUGAGGGGUGGGGGGAUGCGUGGGAGUGA
This is a messenger RNA of Diplodia corticola, 2514 nucleotides long. RefSeq names its product protein kinase. Gene Ontology annotation, cellular component: cytoplasm. Gene Ontology annotation, biological process: tRNA export from nucleus; protein phosphorylation. The coding region runs from base 1 to 2514 and encodes 837 amino acids. Gene Ontology annotation, molecular function: protein kinase activity; ATP binding. The record is from RefSeq and is a predicted model, not a curated record. NCBI's taxonomy places the organism in Eukaryota, Fungi, Ascomycota, Dothideomycetes, Botryosphaeriales, Botryosphaeriaceae. The transcript has 4 exons.